This is a messenger RNA of Formica exsecta, 3473 nucleotides long. RefSeq lists its product as uncharacterized. The coding region runs from base 349 to 2364 and encodes 671 amino acids. The record is from RefSeq and is a predicted model, not a curated record. NCBI's taxonomy places the organism in Eukaryota, Metazoa, Arthropoda, Insecta, Hymenoptera, Formicidae. The transcript has 4 exons.
AAUUUUUCAAUAAUCUGAAUUAACAAUCCAUAUUUCUUUAAUAUGUAAUUUACAACUAUAUGUCUAUUAAAAAUAAAUAAUAAAUUCUGUAAUCUGUUUACGCGCGCGAACAUUUUUCUUAACAAUUUUCGAAUGUUUCUACUAUAUAUAUUCCGCGGUACGACCGUGAUAUAUUCUGAUAUGUAAGAAAAACAAACUGAUAUGGAUGACAGAUGAGGAAAAUCCGUCGUAACUUAACCAUGUAACCAAAAUAAUUUCUAACGUGAAAAUUAUAUUAAUAUGUCAUGCAAUAUAACACAAAGAACACUACAUAUUUUCUUUUUAGAAUAUUAGUAAAAAGUUUGAAUUAUGUCAGAAAAGAUCUGUCAUCCUGAUCAGUAUAAACUCAAUCAAAUACUCGAGCAAGUGAAAGCUCUUUCAGAUGUAGUGAACGAACUUAGGAUGGCAUUAAACGAUUUGAAAAAAGCAUCCGUCAACGUGAAUCGUGAGACAGUUUUUUUUGAGCCUAUAAAAGAAAAUAACAAAGUUGAUUAUGUCAAACCGACUGUAUUGCAAAAUAUGAAAACAUAUUUUAGUAAUACUGGAAUUUGUACGAGGAUCGAUGAAACUCAUCAAAUUGCAAAGAAUACCGAGGUAUUCAUAGCUUGGAAAUCUUGCUCAACUUCUCCGAAUUAUGUAGUUCAUUGUAAGAGGAAAAGGGAUCAUAAGCCAUCGGAGCAUACAAUCAGAUCCUUAACAAUAUAUGGUGGACUGAAAUUCUUUAAGAAUAAAAUUAUAAAAAAUAUACAAAGCUUUCGAAAAACUAGAAAAUCCCCGAAAAGCACUAAGCACCAAUGUGUGACGUCCAAUCAACAGCAAUUGCAAAUAUGCGUUCUGCAAAAAGAGGAAAAGCAGAAGUCUCUCAAAGAUACAAAGAACGAGGACAUAACUAAAGACACUGAUAUAAGCGAAGAAUUAAGUAAUUUGGCGGACACGUCAUUAUCAUCCAAUGCUUUUGCACAAACAGAGAUUGCUACAUGCUCAUGGCAAGAAAACGAGACAAGGUUACCUAAUCUUCCAUAUCAAAACGUGAUAGAAAAUAGCACGCAAGCGAGCCCGUUAUCAAUGAUAAGCAAUGAUCGUUCUGUGAUUCAUUCAGAUCGAUUCACAGGCGUAUUAUCGAAAAAUCAUACGAAACAAAUGUUUUUGGCAAAUAAAAUAAAAAAAUAUAAAAAAUGUUCCUGUAGGGAACAAUGUCCUUAUGCACUAUACAAAUUGCCGUGCAACAAAUACAAAUGCAGUACACCGGAAAAGAAAGUAGACGAUGAAAUUAACGAAUUGACACACAAGUGCUCAAGUUUUCAGAAAAAGAAUAAUUUUCCGAGGUUUGUAAAUGUCGAUACGGCUCGAGAGAAAAAUGAUGAACGUUUCGCGGAUUUUUCGCCGGUUAAAAUUAGAGUAGAUGAAUCUUCAACUUCUUCGCUUUCGGUGGAUCUCGAAGUUAAGAUUUGCAACGAUCAUCGCAAUUCGGAAAACAUCGAUGAAUUCUCCAAGCGAAGAAGAGCCAGAACAUAUAUUGUAAACAAAAAGAACACAACGAAAAAUGACUUAAUUAAAAAUUUUAGAAACGAGACUGAAUCGUCUUUCAAUAUAAUUUCCUUAUGGAGACACAUAAAUGAAAAAAAGGAAAAAAUUGAUGAAAUAAUAGAGAACAUAUUGUCCCAGAGAAAAUAUAUAAAUCCUGAAGAGAAUCAUCAAGGAAAUCAAAAAUAUAAAACAGAGAAUUUUAUCGACGGUCAUUGGUCAUUAAAAAACAAGAAUAAACAGGUUCAAUGUGCUAUUCCUGCACUAGCAACUCCGAUAUUAAAUGAAAAAAUACCUGUAAGGACUUUAAAUCCAAAGUUUCAACAAAGCGACAGCCUAGAUCAGUCAUGUCAAAGAACGAGCAGGACGAGAUAUACUAAUUUUUCUAAAACGAUAACUCAGGGAUGGAUGAAAACGAAUAUGCAGACGCAAACCAGGAAAUUCUCCUAUUUUAAUCAUCUAGGAAACAGGUUGUCGUUAUUAGCUGAUUAUGCAAAUGUAAGAAAUAUGAGCAAGAUGGAUGCAAAUGAAGAAAAAAAAAUUAGAGAAGAUAUUAUCGCUCGCUCGAAAGAACUCUUGGGUCAAAUAUGUGACCACGAUGAGGACUGGCGCAAUUGGAGAUCCGUAAAAGCAUUUUGUCCAUUUUGUUAUAAUCACAUCUCUGCUGAAAAACGUAAAACUCUCAUGUCUUAUCUUACUAAUUAUUCUCAUUUUCCAUCUAAAACAUUGAAUUUUGAUAUGAGUAAUGUAUCGGGCAGACUUUAUGACUGUCUUGAAAAACUCGAGAAUAUUACUGCCUGAUAUUUUCAUAAUCGUAAUUUUAUAUCAUCGUAUUUUAUCAUCUUCGGCGUUUAUCUUCUGAUAAUUAAUGGUUAGAAAUAGGAAUUAUAAUAUUGUCGUCAAAUGUGUGCACCACAUUAGUUAAAAUAUAAUUUAUUGUAGUUUUAACACAUUAUUCUUGAGAAAAUACACGUAAACAUACAUAAAUCACACAUUUGCAAAAAUGCAUUUAUACAGAUGUUGUUCGAUAUUUCUCUCAUAUAUGUUAUUACGAAUUCAAAAAAGAAUAUACAUUAUUGAUACAUUAUUUCCUAAUAACGCAUUAAUUAUUUAUGUUACUUAAUAAAAGCAAUUUUCCUCAUUCUAUCUAUAAUAUAAUUUAAACUUAAAACAUGUGAUGUGUACAUGAAUACAUUGCAAAUAUAUACUCGACAGGAUUCAGUUUUAUAAUAAGAUUGAAAACACGUUAUAUAUAAGUAUGUACAUGGCACUCCGUUUAUAUAUUUAGUCUCAUGGGAAUAAAUAGUAAAAUUUCAACAUAAUUUAAGAUUUCGGAAAAAAUACUUUGCAUACAUUAUACGAGAAUAUGGACGCAUUAAAUACAAUGGCGGACAAUUUUAUUGAUAUUGUUUAUUUAAUCAUUAAUUAAUGUCGCAAUGCUCCUAAAUUCAAUCUCAGAUAUUUGAAAAAAAAUUAAAUAUAUUUUUACAAACUUAUAACAUUGCUUAAAUAUAGAAAAAAACAUUGUUCUCUUAUUAUAAAGAAAAUAUAAUAGUACAUAUUAAUCGCGCAUAUAGAGAACAAUAGAAAUAACAAUUAAUUUCAAAUAUCCAGAUUGAAUUUUUUAAUGUAAAGUUAUCAUAUAUCUCAUAAUAUAAUAUGUACACAUUGGAAUACAUAAACAUAUGAGAUGAUCUAUACAUACUGAAUGAUUUUAUAGCAGGUACAAUUUUGCAUAUCUAUUAGAAAUGUACGUCACAUUUUGCACGAUAAUAUAGAACUUAGGAAUAGAGAGAGAACCUCAAUUAUAUAAAUUAAAUUUUUCUGCAAGAGGUAUAAAAAAGUAUAAAUCGCAUCGAUGAAAAAUCGUUUAAGUUUCGCGAAAAAUUCUUUUUUCUGAUAUUUAAAAA